GGAAGCUACGGAGUACAUCUGAUAUGGCAAUAGUAUCUACUUGUGUGCUUGCCUUGAUAACAUAUGGACACAAAGUCAGCACAAGCAUCGAGACAACCUCUGGAUCUGCUCCCGUCGGCGCGGCAGCGGAUGCCAACCCAAUUUCUGACAUCAACACCACCUCGCAGUCUUGAACCGACCCUCACUCAUCCUCGCUUCCCAAACAUGACGAAACCACACGUAUUGGUCGACCAUGAUCCGGUCGAAUCAACUCUCGUCUUCACGGACAGCUUACUCAAAGAUGUGAUUCUCUUAUCAAUGUUGAUGACACAGCCAGCAAGUAGGCAAACAAGUACCCGAAUCACCGGCGAUGUUACACUUCAUCUUCUCUACUUCACACCGCAGCGCAUCGCAUCGCAAACCAGAAUAACACCGUUGCUUCUACCCAAGGCAGUCAGCUGGCUUUGCGCAACUCAAUCGAAACAUGACCAUCCCCCGUCGCUCUCGUUCCCAUGGCUGCGGGCGCCCCUGCGCUACCCUAGUCGCUUCCGGUAUCAACCCAGCAGCUCUUCGUCCAAACCCCGCUUGUACGGUGUGACGCCGUCCACGGCACUGCUAACUUGGCUCCCGGAGUCAUCCUCCCAGUCGCUCGUCUUGGACAAUCCUACAAUCCUCACCAAUGCCAGGGCAUCGCUAGCCCAAAAUCGUUCCUAGCUUUUCACCUCGACCUUGGCUCAACCCUGACUCCCAAAGGUCAAGACUCACCAACACCGCACCCUACUUGACCGC
Molecule: messenger RNA, 768 nt
Organism: Colletotrichum godetiae
Lineage: Eukaryota; Fungi; Ascomycota; Sordariomycetes; Glomerellales; Glomerellaceae
Exons: 1
Coding region: 64-693 (209 amino acids)
Source: RefSeq, a predicted model, not a curated record